AUGCCCGUGGUGAACUGCCGCGGCCAGCCCGAGUGCUGCAUCGACGGCGAGUGGGACGACUGGGCCGACUGGGGCGCGUGCAGCGCCAGCUGUGGCAGCGGCACGAAGAGCAGGCAGCGAGUCCUGGCCGUCCGGGAGACGUGGUGCGGGAAGCCCGCCCGCGGCUCCGGCGUGGAGUACGCCGGCUGUAGCGCGGAGGGCUGCAGCGGUGACGAGGACUGCGCCUUCGGCGCCUGGUCGGAGCCCUCCGCGUGCUCGGCCCCCUGCCGCGGCCACCGGGUGCUGAAGCGCGCCAUCGUGGUGAACGGAUCUGGCUCUGGGGCGAUCUGCGAAGGAUCCACGGAGAUGAUCGAGAGGUGCAACCCUGCGGAGGGACAGGACGAGCCGUACAGCUGCCGCAAUGCCCCCUCGGCGGGCGAGAACACGAAGCAGGACUGCGUGAUGAGCGGCUGGACCGAGUGGUCCUCCUGCUCCGCCACCUGCGAGAGGGGCUACCGGACGCGCUCCCGGCACGUCAAGGUCAACCCCGGCAACAGCGGCACGCAGUGCCCCAGCGCCCUGCAGGAGAUCGAGACCUGCAACAAGGGAACCAGCUGCUUCGACAUCACGAACUGCCAGUGGGGCGACUGGACGCCGUGGAGCGACUGCGACGACAGGGUCCACGUCAUCACGCGCUCACGCGGCAUCGCGGUGCCCCCGGGCGCCGGGGGGCUGCAGUGCCAGGGCCCCGUGACCGAGACCUCGGCGUGCGAGACCCCGUGCGAGGAGAGGAACUACACCUGCCACUGGGGCCAGUGGGCGCCGUGGAGCGAGUGCUCGACCUCGUGCGGGUCGGGUGGCACACGAGAGAGGACCCGCAGCAUGGCGCUGCGCGACGACAGCGCCGACGACGGCGCCGACGACAGCGCCGACCCGCCGACGACCUCAGAGGCCGCCGCAGAGGCGCCAGCGCCGCAGGAGCCCGCCGCAGGCGCCGCUGGCGCCGCAGGCGCCGCUGGCGCCGCAGGCGCCCCUGGCGCCGCGGGCGUCGCGGAGGCGCGGGCGUCAGCGGCAGAGCCGCGUCCCGCUGCCGAGGCGACCUCGGCGGCCUCGGAUCGGUACGAUCGGGUGCUGCCCGCCGUGCCCGGCCGCGGGCGCGCCGCGCGCGCGGCGGCCCGGCGGAGGCGGCCUCAGGUCGCAGCGCCCGCGGCGUCGCCGCUCACGCUGACGCUGCCCGCCGUGCCGCCGCGGGGCGCCGGCGCCGCGGCCCCGGAGGCCCUGGCGCCGGUGGCCACGCGGGGCCUCCUGGGCGGCGCGGCGGCCUCGCACCCGGCGGCCGGAGCUGCUCAGGAGGGGGAGAACAGAGCCUGCCGCGGGUGGUCGACGACCGCGACGGCGUGGACCGGUGGGCGCCGCCGCCUCCGCCGGCGAGACCACCCGCCGAGCUGGACGCGGGCCUGCUGCAGGCGAGGCUGCGGGACAUGCAGCGGCACCACGCGAAGGAGCUCCGGGCACCACGGGCGAGCUUCGUCGCCCUCGGCGCCUCCGCGCUCAUGUGGGGCCGCCGCGGGCGCGGCCCGGCCGGCCGAGAGGCCAGCAGCGCCCGCAGCCGCGCGACGCCAGGCGCCAGCGCCGUGGCGCCCACCGGCCUCAUCUGCCGGCCAGGGUCGCGGCGGCGGCCGCCCGGUACCGAGCAUCCGGGGUACGAGUCCGUGCCGCAGCACCCGUGACGGUCCAGAGAGCCCCGCGCGCCCUCUCGCCGCCUCCUCUUCCGGGCAACCCUUGCCCUGCCCCCCCCAAGCUGCACCGAAUUGCCUCGCCGCCGCCCUGCUGGGCGCGCGCUGCGUCGAGCGCUGCCCCGGGCUGGGCCGGCGCUCACCCUAUGCGCAGAGGCCGGCCAGGGGCCACCUACAUGCACGUCUUCCAGGCGCGCGCCCACGGGGGCCCGGCGCCCGGGCCUCUCCUCGUGUGCCGACAUUGGGCGCCGCGUAGUGGGGGGGUUAAUCAUUGGGGGGCCACGCCCAACGACAGGGGGCGCGCGCGCGUCAGCCCCUCUUGCGCGUCCUGGUGGGAGGGCCCCUCGCUUCCUUGGGGGGCGCCCCUCCCCCUCCCUGCUGGUGUCUCGCGCGCCUCGUGCAGGGCAGGGGCGCGCUGGCCAUGGCCACUGCGCCGCGGCACCUAGUCGACGCCGAUCUUGGUCGCGGUCCACUCGGGCCGUCGCCGACUCGCGAGGGCGAUCCACGCCUGGACGAGGGCCAAGGUGGACGAUGGCCAGGAUCCACACCGUCGUUUCCGUGUUCACUCCUGGCCAUGGUCAUCGUUGUCCGGCCCCUCCAGACCGUCUGCGUCUCGUGCUCCUCCCCCCUCUCCCCUCACGCGCCAGCAUGAAUACGCCCUGCUUCAAAGGUUGCAGGAUCUGUGCCUGCCAGUCAUACGGACGGAGGGAGG
Messenger RNA from Prorocentrum cordatum, 2427 nucleotides. Lineage: Eukaryota; Dinophyceae; Prorocentrales; Prorocentraceae. The record is from the annotation of a GenBank genome assembly.